GAGCGCCGGCCGCGCCAGCCACGGCCUGAGGCGCCGGUGGCACCAUGAUCUCGACCAAGGAGAAGAAUAAAACCCCGAAGGACAGCAUGACGCUUCUGCCUUGCUUCUACUUCGUGGAGCUGCCCAUCGUGGCCUCCUCCAUCGUGUCCCUCUACUUCCUGGAGCUGACUGACCUCUUCAAGCCGGCCAAGGUGGGCUUCCAGUGCUACGACCGCACGCUGUCCAUGCCGUACGUGGAGACCAACGAGGAGCUCAUCCCGCUGCUCAUGCUACUCAGCUUGGCCUUUGCUGCGCCCGCCGCUUCGAUCAUGGUCGGCGAGGGCAUGCUGUACUGUCUGCAGUCCCGGCUGUGGGGCCGCGGCGGGGGCCUCGGCGGGACCGAGGGCAGCAUCAACGCCGGAGGCUGCAACUUCAACUCCUUCCUGCGUCGCACCGUCCGGUUUGUGGGCGUCCACGUGUUCGGCCUCUGUGCCACAGCCCUGGUGACCGAUGUCAUCCAGCUGGCCACGGGCUACCACGCGCCCUUCUUCCUCACGGUCUGCAAACCCAAUUACACAAUGCUGGGCACGUCGUGUGAGGUCAACCCCUAUAUCACGCAGGACAUCUGCUCUGGCCACGACACCCACGCCAUCCUGUCCGCAAGGAAGACCUUCCCGUCCCAGCACGCCACGCUGUCAGCCUUUGCCGCGGUCUACGUGUCGAUGUACUUCAACUCGGUCAUCUCGGACACCACCAAGCUGCUCAAGCCCAUCCUGGUGUUCGCGUUUGCCAUCGCCGCGGGCGUCUGCGGGCUCACUCAGAUCACGCAGUACCGCAGCCACCCCGUGGAUGUCUACGCCGGCUUCCUCAUCGGUGCUGGCAUCGCUGCCUACCUGGCCUGCCACGCAGUGGGCAACUUCCAGGCCCCUCCCGCAGAGAAACCAGCAGCCCCUGCACCUGCCAAGGACGCGCUGCGGGCCCUGACGCAGCGGGGCCACGACUCGGUUUACCAGCAGAACAAGUCUGUGAGCACAGAUGAGCUGGGCCCCCCCGGGCGGCUGGAGGGUGUGCCGCGGCCCGUGGCCCGGGAGAAGACGUCUCUGGGCAGCCUGAAGCGGGCCAGCGUGGAUGUGGACUUGCUGGCGCCACGCAGCCCCAUGGGCAAGGAGAACAUGGUGACCUUCAGCAACACGCUGCCCCGCGUCAGCACUCCCUCCCUAGACGACCCCGCCCGCCGCCACAUGACCAUCCACGUGCCGCUUGACGCCUCCCGCUCCAAGCAGCUCAUCAGUGAGUGGAAGCAGAAGUCUCUGGAGGGCCGUGGCCUGGGGCUGCCCGACGAAGCCAGCCCUGGGCACCUCCGGGCACCGGCCGAGCCCAUGGCAGAAGAAGAGGAGGAGGAGGAGGAAGAAGAGGAGGAGGAAGAGGAGGAAGAGGAGGAAGAGGAGGAUGGUCCCACUCCACCCUCCCUCUACCCCACUGUCCAGGCUCGGCCGGGUCUUGGGCCGCGGGUCAUUCUCCCGCCUCGGGCCGGCCCGCAGCCACUCGUGCACAUCCCCGAGGAGGGGGUGCAGGCGGGGGCCAGCCUGUCCCCAAAGAGCAGUGCCACUGUCCGUGCCAAGUGGCUCAUGAUGGCUGAGAAGGGCGGGGCUGCCGUGGCUUCGGGCACGACGCCGCCCCGCGUGGCCAACCCCCCACGGCUGCUGCAGGUGAUCGCCAUGUCCAAGGCCUCGGGCGCGCCCAGCCCCAAGGCUGCGGAAACCGCCUCGUCCUCCAGCGCCAGCUCCGACUCCUCACAGUACCGGUCGCCGUCCGACCGUGACUCGGCCAGCAUCGUCACCAUCGACGCGCACGCGCCCCACCACCCUGUGGUCCACCUGUCCGCGGGUAACGCGCCCUGGGAGUGGAAGGCGGCGGGCGGCGGGGCCAAGGGCGUGGAGGGCGAGGGUGGGUACGAGCUGGGGGACCUGGCUCGCGGUUUCCGUGGCGGGUCCAGGCCGCCAGGUGUGUCCCCCGGGUCGUCCAUCAGUGACGUGGACCAGGAGGAGCCGCGCUUUGGGGCUGUGGCCACUGUCAACCUGGCCACGGGCGAGGGCCUGCCCCCACUGGGCACAGCCGACGGGGCGCUGGGGCCGGCCAGCCGGGAGUCUACGCUUCGGCGCCACACGGGCGGCCUGGUGCUGGCAGAGCGGGAGGCUGGCGAGGCGGAAGUAGAGAGCUACUACCGCAAGAUGCAGGCCCGCAGGUUCCAGGACUGAGGGCUGC
Messenger RNA from Propithecus coquereli (Coquerel's sifaka), 2244 nucleotides. RefSeq names its product lipid phosphate phosphatase-related protein type 3 (gene PLPPR3). The record is from RefSeq and is a predicted model, not a curated record. Gene Ontology annotation, biological process: phospholipid dephosphorylation; signal transduction; phospholipid metabolic process. The coding region runs from base 45 to 2237 and encodes 730 amino acids. The transcript is spliced from 8 exons. Gene Ontology annotation, molecular function: phosphatidate phosphatase activity. Lineage: Eukaryota; Metazoa; Chordata; Mammalia; Primates; Indriidae.